GGAAUAUGAAAGUGGGAAGAAAGAGAGGCCACAUAAACCAACAAAUCAAAAUUUGUACUCGAAACCAUAUGCUAUAAAGAACUGAAGCCUGAAGAUCUUGACAAUCAACGAGAAACACAAGUUGGGGUUCUUGAAACUAAAACUUGAGGAGACAAUCCAUUGCGUUAUCAACUUGCCCAAUCCAUAUUCCAGCUAAUAUACAUACAUUCUUGCCGAUACAUACAGAUAUAUCUACUUAUUUUUGUUGGAUAGUUUUACGUCCACAAAUUUCUUCUCUCACUGCUGUGAGAGCCUUUAAAAGCUGAAAUCUUGGGUAGGUUGCGGAUCCAAUGGCCAGUUGGGUGCUCUCAGAAUGUGGGCUCAAGCCACUUCCAAGAUUCUACGCAAAGCCAAGAACUGGCCAAGCUUUCUUGAAUUCUAACCCCUCCAAAGUUCGGAUUUCAAGAACAAGUGGAAAUGGUUAUUCGUUUUCUUUGUCAAGUGGGUUUAGGGAGAGAAAUUGGGGUUUGAAGGUGAGCGCACCAUUGAGGGUUCAGCCAGUGGAAGAAAAUAAAGAAGAGGGAAAAAUUCUCAAUGGGGAUGAAUCUUUUGACCCUGGUGCUCCACCCCCGUUUAAAUUGUCUGAUAUUAAAGCAGCAAUUCCUAAACAUUGUUGGGUUAAGGAUCCUUGGAAGUCUAUGUCCUAUGUUGUUAGGGAUGUUGUGGUAGUUUUUGGAUUAGCAGCUGUGGCUGCUUAUUUUAACAACUGGGUUUUUUGGCCUUUGUAUUGGUUUGCUCAGGGGACUAUGUUCUGGGCUCUUUUUGUUCUUGGUCACGACUGUGGGCAUGGAAGUUUUUCAAACAAUCCAAAGCUGAAUAGUGUAGCAGGACAUCUUCUUCAUUCUUCAAUUCUUGUCCCUUACCAUGGAUGGAGAAUUAGCCACAGGACUCAUCAUCAGAACCAUGGCCAUGUCGAGAACGACGAAUCGUGGCAUCCAUUAUCUGAGAAGAUUUACAAGAAUUUGGAUAAUGUCACCAAGAAAUUGAGGUUCACAUUGCCUUUCCCCUUGCUAGCAUACCCUAUCUAUCUGUGGAGUCGAAGCCCUGGGAAAACAGGCUCUCAUUACCACCCAGACAGUGAUUUGUUUGUUCCAAAUGAGAGAAAAGAUGUGAUUACCUCAACAGUUUGUUGGACAGCAAUGGUUGCAAUUCUUGCAGGGUUAUCUUUCAUUAUGGGUCCUGUUCAAUUGCUUAAACUCUAUGGCAUUCCUUACGCGAUUUUCGUGAUGUGGCUGGACUUAGUUACCUACUUACAUCACCAUGGCCAUGAUGCGAAACUUCCUUGGUACAGGGGAAAGGAAUGGAGUUAUCUUCGAGGGGGGCUUACGACACUUGAUCGUGACUAUGGAUGGGUCAAUAACAUCCAUCAUGACAUAGGAACCCAUGUCAUACAUCACCUCUACCCUCAAAUCCCACACUAUCAUUUAGUAGAAGCAACCGAAGCAGCUAAGCCGGUGCUAGGAAAGUACUAUAGGGAGCCAAAGAAAUCAGGGCCUCUUCCAUUGUAUUUGCUGGGAGUUCUUAUAAGAAGCAUGAGAAAGGAUCACUAUGUGAGUGACUCUGGAGAUAUUGUUUAUUAUCAAACUGAUUCUCAGCUAUAGAGAUCUCGGAAACUAGUCACUUUAAGUUUGACUAUUUAUAUGUGAUUUGUGAAUUAGCCAAAUGAUGGCUAAAUAAUUGAUGCAUAUGUGACUCUUAACUCUCUUAGCCAAAAAUUGAUGCCAGGAUCCUAGUUUUCUGCUAAGAAGAAUGAUUUUUCCUCCAUUGAUGGAGUUACAUAUAUAGAUAUUACUAAUAUACAGUUCACAUGCCUAUUUGUACUCGAUGUAAACUAGCACUUUACCGAAGGUAGAAAUAUUGUUUUCAAUAAUC
Messenger RNA from Olea europaea var. sylvestris, 1911 nucleotides. Its product is annotated as omega-3 fatty acid desaturase, chloroplastic. Gene Ontology annotation, biological process: lipid metabolic process. The transcript has 8 exons. NCBI's taxonomy places the organism in Eukaryota, Viridiplantae, Streptophyta, Magnoliopsida, Lamiales, Oleaceae. Bases 330 to 1640 code for a protein of 436 amino acids. The record is from RefSeq and is a predicted model, not a curated record. Gene Ontology annotation, molecular function: oxidoreductase activity, acting on paired donors, with oxidation of a pair of donors resulting in the reduction of molecular oxygen to two molecules of water.